This is a messenger RNA of Quercus lobata, 1113 nucleotides long. RefSeq names its product nuclear transport factor 2-like. The annotation marks the transcript as partial. The record is from RefSeq and is a predicted model, not a curated record. Gene Ontology annotation, molecular function: mRNA binding. The transcript has 3 exons. Gene Ontology annotation, cellular component: ribonucleoprotein complex; cytosol. Lineage: Eukaryota; Viridiplantae; Streptophyta; Magnoliopsida; Fagales; Fagaceae.
UUGAUUUUCAUUGAUCCGGCAAUCAACGAGAAGAUACUCUCUCUUCAUUAUGGCGAACUUAGUGCACAAAUCUUAACUGUGGAUGCACAAAAUUCUUUCAAUGAAGGAGUCCUUAUUCUUGUGACUGGAUAUUUGACUGGAAAGGACAGUUUGAGGCACAAAUUUACUCAGAGUUUCUUCCUAGCACCUCAAGACAAAGGCUACUUUGUUUUAAAUGAUGCAUUUAGAUAUGUUGACGAUGGGAGCCAAAGUUUCGUGAAUGAUGUUGGAGUGCCCCUUACUCCUGACCCUGCAACUGAAUUGUCAGAGGUUGUUGAUGGAGAAGUAUACAACCUUCCUGAAAAUGUACAGGCUUCAAUUGAAGAAGAGGAAAUGCCAGUUGGUGAGGUAGUAGAUGAAGUUUCAGAUGAAUGGCAGCUAGUGGCUGAAUCCAACUCUGAAACUGAAGAAACUCCAAAAAAGUCAUAUGCCUCUAUUGUUAAGGUUAUGAAGGAGAGUCCAGCUGCUUUUUCCUCCCCAACUUAUGCUCCUCGGAGGUCUGUUUCCAGGAGCCAAGAGCAACCAGUAAUUGCUGGACCUCCUCCUCCUCCUCUGGUGUCUGAGACACCGAUUUCCAGCACAAAUGCUAAUGAAAACAGUAGUAAUAAGGAUUAUGAAGGCGUGCAGUUUGUUAUUGUUGACUUUUAAUAUAAGUAGAACCUUGAAAGGAUUUUUUUCAUAAAAGGUUUGAUGCAAUUGGGUUUUGGUUUUGUCAAAUAACUCAACUAAGUAUUUUUUCACUAUUUUGAUUCUAUUACCUAUUCGGAAAUUAUGUAUGGGACAAUGUCAUUAAGCUUCUUCUUCUUUUUUUUUUUUUUUUCUUUUUUUUUUUUUGAGAAGUCAUAUAGCUACUUGUUGAUCAAUUUACUUAUACUUAAUAGAAAAUUUUGAAAGCAAUGAUCUGAUCUGUUUUCUCCUCUGUGUUAUCUUAGUUUUCUUCAAUAUUUACUGCAUUUUGAUCACUAAAUUUUGAUAUGCGCAGAAUGGCUGGGACAAGAUUAAUCCAAUGGUUGAAUCUUCUAGUAUGGACACUAGUAAUGCUCAAAACAGAAGGUGCUAAUGUAUUAUGUAUCA